Messenger RNA from Vigna unguiculata (cowpea), 666 nucleotides. Its product is annotated as dolichyl-diphosphooligosaccharide--protein glycosyltransferase subunit 1B pseudogene. NCBI's taxonomy places the organism in Eukaryota, Viridiplantae, Streptophyta, Magnoliopsida, Fabales, Fabaceae. The record is from RefSeq and is a predicted model, not a curated record.
AUGGACCUCGUGGUCAGAGGGUCCGCUGUUGUUGUUUUACCGAUGAGCCGAUGGGCCCUAGAGGUCAGAGGGUCCAUCGUUGCUGUUGUACUGAUGAACCGAUGGGCCUUAGAGGUCAGAGGGUCCACCGUUGCUGUUGUACCGAUGAACCGAUGGGUUGAAAAUUUGGGGACAUCUGCUGCUUCUGAAGUACUUUUGGCCUUUUCGCCCACUGAAGUUGAACAUCUUGCAUUACUCAAAGCCGCUGCAACUUCUGGUAAGAGGAAGAAGAAAACUUAUGUUCCUCUUGAUGUCAAGUCUGCUAAGCAGCCUGAUGGACCAAAUGGAACUAAGUUUUUCUCUAUAACUUUGUUAACUCCACUAAGUAAAGAUGAAACCACGACAUUAGAUGUUCUUUACAUGUUGACACGGUCUUUGGAACCUUUCCCAGUUGAAAUAAGUCAAUCAGAGUCACAAUUGGUUUAUUUCCGUGAUAGUGCAAUAUUAUUAUCUCCCUAUCAUGUCAAACAACAAACAACUUUUCUCAAGACACCAAGCACUAUGGUAGAAUCAUUCACGGUGGUGGACCCCACUAAACGUGCUGGUACAGAGUUGAAAUAUGGGCCAUAUGAAAAUCAUCCCCCGUAUUCAUAUUCUCCUGGGAGCUUCUCCCUGCACCUCCAAUAA